Molecule: messenger RNA, 5167 nt
Organism: Cebus imitator (Panamanian white-faced capuchin)
Lineage: Eukaryota; Metazoa; Chordata; Mammalia; Primates; Cebidae
Gene: IGHMBP2
Product: immunoglobulin mu DNA binding protein 2
Exons: 15
Coding region: 107-3115 (1002 amino acids)
Molecular function (GO): 5'-3' DNA helicase activity; DNA binding; zinc ion binding
Source: RefSeq, a predicted model, not a curated record
CUCGUGCGUAACGCACGGGCCGGAUGGGGAACGUCGGUCCGGCUGUAACAGCGCCCCGGCGCGGAAGCGCGACGUCUGCGGCUCUGGGCCCAAGCUGGCGGCGGCGAUGGCCUCGGCGGCUGUGGAAAGCUUCGUGACCAAGCAGCUGGAGCUGCUGGAGCUCGAGAGAGACGCGGAGGUGGAGGAGCGAAGGUCCUGGCAGGAGAACAUCUCUCUGAAAGAGCUCCAGAGCCGAGGUGUGUGUUUGCUGCAGCUUCAGGUAUCCAGCCAGCGCACGGGGCUGUACGGACGGCUGCUGGUGACCUUGGAGCCCAGGCGAUGCGGUUCUGCGGCAGCUCUUCCCAGUAACAGCUUCACUUCUGGUGAUAUAGUGGGCCUGUACGAUGCUGCUAAUGAGGGCAGUCAGCUGGCCACCGGGAUCCUGACCCGAGUCACCCAGAAGUCGGUCACAGUGGCUUUUGAUGAGUCCCAUGAUUUCCAGUUGAGCUUGGACCGAGAGAAUUCCUACAGACUGUUAAAACUUGCCAAUGAUGUCACUUACAAACGACUGAAAAAAGCUCUGACUGCUCUAAAGAAGUAUCAUUCUGGCCCAGCCUCCUCACUCAUAGAGGUGCUCUUUGGCAGAUCUGCUCCCAGUCCUGCCAGUGACAUACACCCGCUGACGUUCUUCAACACCUGCCUGGACGCCUCCCAGAAAGAAGCGGUUUCAUUUGCGCUGUCGCAGAAAGAACUUGCCAUCAUCCAUGGACCUCCUGGCACUGGGAAAACCACGACUGUGGUUGAGAUAAUUCUUCAAGCUGUGAAACAAGGCUUAAAGGUUCUGUGCUGUGCCCCCUCCAACAUUGCCGUGGACAACCUGGUGGAGCGCCUGGCUCUGUGUAAGCAGCGGAUCCUGCGACUGGGGCACCCCGCCCGCCUCCUGGAGUCCAUUCAGCAGCACUCCCUGGAUGCGGUGUUAGCACGGAGCGACAGUGCCCAGAUUGUUGCCGAUAUCAGGAAGGACAUCGACCAGGUCUUUGUGAAAAACAAAAAGACCCAGGAUAAGAGAGAGAAAAGUAAUUUUCGCAAUGAAAUUAAGCUGUUAAGAAAAGAACUGAAGGAGAGGGAAGAAGCAGCUAUACUGGAGAGCCUCACUUGCGCAAACGUGGUCCUUGCAACAAACACAGGUGCAUCUGCCGAUGGCCCCCUGAAGCUGCUGCCCGAGGGCCACUUCGACAUGGUGGUCAUUGAUGAGUGCGCCCAGGCCCUGGAGGCCAGCUGCUGGAUCCCCCUGCUGCAGGCCGGAAAGUGCAUCCUGGUGGGCGAUCACAAGCAGCUGCCCCCCACCACCGUCUCUCACAGGGCUGCGCUGGCGGGACUGUCGCUCAGCCUGAUGGAGCGCCUGGCCGAUGAAUAUGGCGUGAGGGUGGUGCGGACGCUGACCGUGCAGUACCGUAUGCACCAGGCCAUCAUGCGCUGGGCCUCGGAGGCCAUGUACCUCGGGCAGCUCACAGCCCACCCUUCCGUGGCGGGGCACCUCCUGAGGGACCUCCCAGGUGUGGCUGCCACGGAGGAGACGGGCCUGCCCCUGCUCCUGGUGGACACCGCUGGCUGCGGGCUGUUUGAGCUGGAAGAGGACAACGAACAGUCCAAAGGGAACCCUGGCGAAGUCCGCCUCCUCAGUUUGCACAUCCAGGCUCUGGUGGACGCCGGUGUUCCAGCCCGUGACAUUGCCGUGGUCUCGCCGUACAACCUCCAGGUGGACCUGCUCAGACAGAGCCUCGCGCACAGGCACCCUGAGCUUGAAAUCAAGUCUGUGGAUGGCUUCCAAGGCCGAGAGAAGGAGGCCGUGAUACUGUCCUUCGUCAGGUCCAACAGGAAAGGUGAGGUUGGUUUUCUUGCUGAGGACCGGAGGAUCAAUGUGGCCAUCACCCGUGCCCGGCGCCACGUGGCGGUCAUCUGUGACUCCCGUACCGUCAACAACCAUGCAUUUUUGAAGACCCUGGUGGAGUAUUUCACCCAGCAUGGGGAAGUACGCACGGCCUUUGAGUAUCUUGACGAUAUCGUCCCGGAAAACUAUUCCCACGAGAGCUCCCAGGGUCCCAGCCACGCUGCCACCAAGACCCACGGUUGUGCUGCGUCCGCUAGGAAUGGAAGUCAGUGGCAGGAGGGAGGCCGAGAGGCUGCAGCAGCUGCCAGACGCGGCCGGAAGAAGCCAGCCGGGAAGCCUCUGGGCUCGGAAGCCCUACUUCAGCCCAGUCUCACUGGAGGCAGCCCGGAGGGAGUGGAGAGCCAAGACGGCAUGGACCACUUCCGGGCCUUGAUAGCGGAUUUCAUGGCCAGUGAGAAGAUGCAGUUGGAGUUUCCUCCUUCCCUCAAUUCCCACGACAGGCUGCGGGUCCACCAAAUAGCCGAGGAGCACGGGCUGAGGCAUGACAGCUCCGGGGAAGGGAAGAGGAGGUUCAUCACCGUGAGCAAGAGGGUCCCGCCAGCCCCACGACCCCCAGCAGUUCCAGGACCCCCGGCAGCCCUGGGAUUCCUGGCAGGAACUGGCAGCCCAGCCCCUCUCCAGCCGGUGCCCCCUAGCCCUGUGCAGACGAAGCAGCCUCCUAGGGAGCAGCAUGGCCCAGAGCAGCCAGACCUGAGGACGCUGCACCUGGGGAGACUACAGAGGGUCAGGGGCUCGCAGGGGCAGCCCUCCAGCAAGGAGCAGCUGGCCUCGGGGCAGCAGAAACUUCCAGAAAAGAAAAAGAAAAAAGCCAAAGGACAUCCAGCCAUAGAGCUGCCCACAGAGGAGGACUUCGAAGCCCUGGUUUCAGCUGCCAUUAAGGCUGAUAACACUUGUGGCUUUGCCAAGUGCACAGCCAGUGUCACGACCCUGGGCCAGUUCUGCCAUCUCUGUGGCCGCCGCUACUGCCUCAGCCACCACCUGCCCGAGAUCCAUGGCUGCGGCGAGAGGGCUCGUGCCCACGCCCGGCAGAGGAUCAGCCGGGAGGGAGUCCUCUAUGCUGGCAGUGGGACUAAGGACAGGUCCCUCGACCCAGCCAAGAGGGCUCAGCUGCAGAGGAGGCUGGAUAAGAAGCUGGGCGAGCUCAGCAGCCAGAGGACCAGCCGGAGGAAGGAGAAGGGGACAUGACCGGCCGCAUCCUCACCUGCCCCAUGGAGCUCUCUCCUUGCCAGCCCAGGACACCAUCAGAGCACGCUCCGCCUCCAGCAGGGCCAUGGAGGAGCAGAGGGGCCUGUGGGGGAAGGUUGGGUUUUGGACCCCAGGAGUGAGCUUUUCCCAUGUCACAAUGUGGAGAAAAGCAUCUGGGGGCAACAGUGCUUGUGUAGGUGAGGCUCGGGAAGCGUGUAUCCCUUCCUCUCACUCCCGGUCAAAUCCCACAUCUCAGCAUCUGGAUCCUGGGGAGGGUUCCAGUCCCUUGGGGAAUAUCCAGGGCGUCGACGCAGGCUAUUGAAGUCACUCCUCGGAUGUCUGGGACUUGCCAGCUCAGGCCAUCAGGAUAUGGGUGCUGGGAGGAAACAAGAAACCAGACUCGGCCAGUGGUGCUCAGGCGGGUUCUGGGACGGGCGCGGGAGCGGAGUUUGGCUUGCACGUUCCCACAGGGCCAGCUGCUGGGGCCACUUUCCUUCUGUCUGCUGUUCACUGGUGACUGCAGCAUUCCCCUCCCCGUCUCCGCAGGGCUCCUGUGAGUCUGGGGCACCUCUUUCUGGCCUCUGCACCUCUCUCUGGCCUGUGCUGGCCCCCCCUCGCUGUGCCUUGCCAUGGGGACCAGGCGAGAAGGCCAUCCCUGCAGCUGUCCUGGGAACGCCCCGCAACGGCAUCAGCGCCAUCAGCACUUACCAACCCAGAGCUGCUGGUCUCCUCCAGUGCCCUUUGCCAACUCUUCUGUUUCCGAGAACUUCAGACGGAUAUACCUUAGCCUCAGGGUUUUGUUUCAGGAGGAUAUAAAUUAUUUAAACAUUAAAUGAAAACGUUGUACACGGUCCCAGCGUGUCUCUGCAGGCCUAAGGGGCGCCCUUGGCCUGUUCUGCUCAGCAGCUGUGCCCUCCCUGUGGACUCUCUCAAGCCCCCUCUCCCUCUGACCUCCUCAUGGCAGACUCUCCGGGCGCAGGCUCAGCCCUCUCUCCUCAAAUCCCCAUUGUGUCCUUAUGUCCCGGGUGGCCUUUGGAGUGAGGUUUGGCGCACCCAACCUGCACCAGGGUGGCUGUCCCCCAGUGGCCACUUAGGCAGCGAAUUCAGCUAGUGUGUGCUCGGGCCCGGCCUGCGUGCUUUGACAGCCCUGUUCUUGCUGGUGCUGGGCCAGCCUCCCCACCCACCUGGGCUGACGCCUCACCCUGGGCCACUAGGGCACCCCCCCCCGCCCCCCGUCCUGGACGCCUUCCUUGCCUGCUCCUGUCAAAUGGCUUUUGGACGGAAUUGCUUGGGAAGGGGACCAGGACUCUACUGCAUUUUGCAUCAAGUGUGGCAGAGGUCAUCUGGUUACUUCCGUAAGUGCAGAGCGCAGCGCCAGAGGGUUCCGUUUCUCACGCUCCUUAACCCCUUGCUGUAGGAGGCGUGUAUGUAAAUGGAUGCUCUGGGUGGGAGUGAGAGCACCGCUGGAAGUUCUCACCGGUUGACACAGUACACAGGGAGGUGUUCUUCCUGCUGCGGCAGGUGUGUGCCUGCUUCAGCUCCCUGACUUUUUGGUUCUAAGCUUCAACCCCUGGCCACAGGGAGGCCGAGUUCAGGGAUGGGCCAGAAUCCAAACAGCCAACCACAGUCCUGCCCCAGGGUUGACACGGAUGCCGAAAGAUGCUGGCUUUUCAAGGGAGACAGCUGACAGCCACACUCCCUGCCUCCCAGGUAGCCUGUCUGCAGGAGAGAAGGAGGCCAAAGAGAAACAGACCCAAAAAUGGGCGUGGGAGAGUGACCUGAUGACCGUCUUUGAGCAGCUGGAUGUAGCCAUGCCUGACCUCCACCCCAUUCUUCCUGCUGUCCUGAACUAGUAAAUCCCCUUUUUUAGCUGAAGAAAUCUGCCUUGGGUUUUUGUCACUUGCUACCAAAGAAUCUGCUGACCCAGUCAUGCCCACAUCUGUGUAUCUCAUUGGGUAUACCUCUCCCAACCUGGAGGCAGCGUGGAAUUCAUGUCACCCUGCUCAUUAGAGAAGGCAGGAUUGCGCUUGUGCUUUCCUCUGGUAAAUAAAU